GAUUGUCAAGGCCAUUCCUGUGAUCAGGUUUGUUUUUACUCAGCAGUUUCGCUUUCUUUACAGAACUUGGAAAGUUCAAAAAAAAUUUUGUUUCCAAGAUUACAUAGCAAGAAUCUGUCUGACAUUGACAGACACUUUUUUAAAUAAUGUACAAGAAAAUCAGACGAAGAAAAAAAGAAAAUAGUUAAAGUACAAUGCCAACUUUCGACCUGGUCCAUCAUUCAAACCGGUUUACCUCGGUUAACGUUGAAAACAAGAAAAAAGGGUCAUCGUGCGGUUUCUUCCGUCUGCUUCGUGGUAUCGCGACUGAUGCCUCGGCUGGAUCCGAUUAAUUUAACGUCUACGGUGUGCUAUCCUACCGUAGCAUAAAAUCUCGACAAAAGUCGAACGACCUCAGUUCGGCUUUAGCGUCUUGUCCGGUUUCGUUUUUGCGGCCUCUUCUACGCGACGAAACUUUUUCCUCGCGAACAGUCGUCUGGUAGCUCCCACGGUAGCUGCCACGAUUUCCUCUCCCACGGUUGGCAGACGGUUCAAACUGUUCUAACUCGUGACAAAUUUUGCUAAUGUGUGUUAACUUAAUAUUUUAUCUUAACUUAAGUCAGUAAGUCAGCAGUUACUUGCAGAGACGUCGUGACAGAUAAUGACACUGGAAAAAGUGACUGUUAUUUUAAUCGUCCUUAUUUGGGCCACUGAUUCUCUGGCGGAUUAUAAUCGCACAAAGCGAUCGAGUAACGAAUAUAUACUGCACAGAUGUACAGCUACUGCGGAAUUAAUUAGAAAGCACAGAAAUGAAGAGAUUACAGGAGUCAGCUCGCGCAAGGCCGAAGGAAACUUGGCACAAUCGCAAACGCAACAAAAAGAUUCUCUGAUUGACGCUCAAUCUGAAGCUGCGAAGCAAUUUUCCAGCGGUGUUUACCGACGUAUGACUCAUAUGAGGAGACGCGGUAAUGGACACGCACGUCGAAUCACAAGCAAACGCUUGGCAGAUACACCCCUCAAAACUGUGAAUAUAGACGUAUCACAAGACAGACCAUCGGCCUUCAAGAAGAAGAAUCCAUUACCAGAACUCGCGCGGGAUACAUCUGGUAGAAAGAUUGAGUCGUCACCGAAUGUAAUAAUUAUCAAAUCCGUCACUUAACAUUCUUCCAAUGAUAUUUUAAUUUAUAUUGCCGCAGAUCAUAUAUAAUCUUACUGUAAAUUAGUGUAACAAUGUUCAAUACUUUGUAAUAAUACUAAAGAAAUUAUGCUUAGACAUCUAAAUAUAGAAUUUUGUGGAAUAAUUUAUCGAGUUUGUCUUUCUAGAGAAUUAUUGACGAAUAUUAUUUUUUAUAACUGCGGCUUUUAAAAUAAGAUGAUAUAAUUAAAUUUUCGAAACCUAAAAUAAGUAUUGCGUUAAAUAAAUAAACCUCAAACGUAUUUUCUUUAAUCCAUUUAUAUCGAUAAAUUAUCUACAGUAUGGAUUGUAUGAACAAUUAUUUAUAUUUACACGUUAUAACUAUGUGUUACACAUUGCAGCUAUACUCUCGGAAAACUUCUCCAUCUCUACCUGCAAGUAAAAAUUUCUAGAUAAGUCAAAUGAAAAUAAAGUUUAAGUUUUUUUUUAAGGACAUGUACAUUGUUGGAAAUUGAGAUCUCGAGCAAAGAAACAAUUUACUAAUCACUAUAGCCAAUUAACCGAAUUAUUAAAAUGUGAUCAAUUUUUUCCAUCCGAGAUCUUGGAACGAUUUCUAGUAUCAUGUGGAUUUAAUAUUAUAAAAUUCUAACCUUGGUUACUUUCAUUGCCACUCCUUCUGGCAAAUUUCGUUGAAGAUAUUCUAGAAAAGUAUCUGCUGUUGAUCCGGUCAACUUUAAAAAGUCUAGAUAGCGAUAGUAAGUCCUAAAUUCAUACUGAACACGAUGCUUUUUAUGAACGUGAGCUGACUUUAGCACCGUCCACCGUUC
Molecule: messenger RNA, 1941 nt
Organism: Solenopsis invicta (red fire ant)
Lineage: Eukaryota; Metazoa; Arthropoda; Insecta; Hymenoptera; Formicidae
Exons: 2
Coding region: 641-1138 (165 amino acids)
Source: RefSeq, a predicted model, not a curated record